AGCUCUAGAGCCUUAUCUGUAAACACGAGCUUGUGUAUUCAGACACGCGCAUCUCUCCAGACGAUAAAUGACUCGGAACUGCGGCUGCAAUCAUGCUGCAUGCUGGUGUGCAUUAAAAUAUGUGAUUGUAAUAAGUGUUUUAUUUUUAGAUAGGCUACAGCGAUAAUAAUAGGGGGUUUCAACGAUAAAAAAAAAUACAUUUUAGAAUUGUGUUGUCUCAUAAUACCCCCAUCCCCCCUUGCCCAUUUUUUUCCUUUUUUUUUCUUCUUCCCGUGUUUGUGAAAUUGUGAGCGUGAACUCCACAGUAGUGUGUAAAUGAGGAUGCUGCUUGUCGUUCAACAGGUGAAAGGAAUGUCUCCGCUGACCAGGGAACGGCGCGUAUCCCGCGCGAGCUCAAGCUUCCCCUGGGCUCCGGUCUCUGAGAGCUCUGCCCAAUAAGAGUGGAGAGACGGCGGGCUGUCAACAUUCCUAUCGCCCCUCUCACUCUCCCCCCGUCGCCCACCCCUUCGGUCUGCAGUUCGCACAGUUCAUCGCCCCGGUUUAUCUCGUGCAGUCUGCUAUCAGCGCUCGCAGACUCCAAUGGAAAAACGGAGAGGCGCGUGUUUCACGCUGACUGAAUGCAAAACGUGGAGAGAUAAAGUGGAAAAGUUGGCACUCUUUCUGAUCAAAUUGCAUCUCACCGAGACUUCAUCUGUUCUCAAGAAGAGGUAAAAAAGAAAAGAAAGCGCUCUCUGAACCUGCCGUCUGGCUUGGAUUAUUUCUGCUGCGGUUGCCAGAUCUCGGGGAAUACUUUUAUAUGGCACACGCUAAUAUCCGGGCAGAUACAUGAUAUCCGUCCGUGCAUCGUCCGCACGGAGCUCUACAUUUGUCCAGCUAUCAGCAAUCCCAACUCCAGCAGGUCCCCGCAUAGCUACCUAAACGGUCUUUACAACGGUUAACCACCAUACUCAGCCGUGUUUUCUUAUCACCGCCGGAGGACACGCUCAACUAUGUUUGCCUGCGGGAAAGUUCUCGGGUCGCCCCUGAUUCUCAACAGGUCCACUGCUGCUCCCGGAGGGUCAGGAUUAAGACAUACAAACAGAAAAGGCGCAGGCUCAUCCUACGGUCCCCGUGCGUCCUCGCGGUUGUGUUGCGCGCUGCUGUUCCUCCUGCUCAUCCUCACACCGCGCGUGGACUCCUCUUGGUGGUACAUUGGAGCCCUUGGUGCCCGUGUGAUCUGCGACAACAUUCCCGGACUCGUGAAUAAACAGAGGCAGUUGUGUCAGAAGUAUCCAGACAUCAUGCAGUCGAUUGGAGGCGGAGCUAAAGAGUGGAUUCGAGAGUGCCAGCAUCAAUUCCGGCAUCACCGCUGGAACUGCAGUGCCCUGGACAGAGACCAUACCGUUUUUGGGAGAGUCAUACAGCGCAGCAGUCGUGAGGCGGCAUUUGUAUACGCAGUCUCCUCAGCAGGAGUGGUUUUUGCCAUUACCCGCGCCUGCAGUCAGGGGGAGCUAAAGACGUGCAACUGUGACCCCCACAAGCGCGGCCGAGCCAGUGAUGAACGAGGAGAGUUUGACUGGGGUGGGUGCAGUGAUAACAUCAACUAUGGGAUCAAGUUCGCCAAAGCCUUCGUAGAUGCAAAAGAGCGAACUGUGAAAGACGCACGAGCACUCAUGAACCUUCAUAACAACCGCUGUGGGAGAAUGGCUGUAAAGCGGUUUAUGAAGCUGGAGUGUAAAUGCCACGGAGUCAGUGGGUCGUGUACUCUAAGAACUUGCUGGUUGGCAAUGUCAGAUUUCCGUAAAACAGGAGAUUACCUUCGCAAGAAAUACAACGGUGCCAUCGAGGUCACCAUGAACCAAGAUGGGACAGGAUUCACAGUAGCCAAUAAAGACUUCAGGAAAGCCACAAAAAAUGAUCUGGUGUACUUCGAAAACUCACCUGAUUAUUGUGUCAUGGACAAAGCUGCAGGUUCAUUGGGUACUGCUGGUCGGGUCUGUAACAGGAUGUCCCGGGGGACCGACGGCUGCGAGGUCAUGUGUUGUGGGCGGGGUUAUGAUACCACACGCAUAAAACGCAUCACCAAGUGCGAGUGUAAGUUUAAGUGGUGCUGUGCCGUCGAAUGCAAAGACUGUGAGGAAGCCGUCGACAUUCAUACCUGCAAAGCUCCUAAACGUGCUGAAUGGAUGGACCAGACCUGAGACACACCCACUUCCCCCCGUUCCUCAGGAUUUUGUCCACGGCAUUCUGGGAUAUGAAGUCCAUCCCUUGCAUUUUUUACCUUGCCCCCCAAAUCCAUUUUAUUUGUUGCAUGGCUUUAUUUGAACUUAUUUUGUGAAAGCACUACAACAGAAAUCUACAUUUCUCAUGAGCGCCUUGCACACUUUGCCCAAUAUGGCAGAUUUUUCUCUCUUUCUUUUUCUCUCUUUCUUUUUGUUUUGAAUUGGUCAAUGGACGGUUAAGGUUUAAGAUUCAAGAACAACCUGUGCUGUAUCAUGUUGUUGUAUUUUUUUGUUUCGUUUUGAUGUGAGAAUUUUGUUCUGUGAGUGUUGUUUUGUGACAAAAGGUGUGCUGCUUUUAAAAUAAUAUUUUAAACUGACUCUGAGCCUAUCAGAUAUUAUCAUGGCUAAUAGCUGAAUAUGUACAUCACAUGUUAUUGAAAACACAACCGUGUGCUUAACAUACAUCACGUGCCCAUACUGGACAGUAUUUUACUAUCAGUACUGAAUAUAACAGAAUGAAUGAGGCUGGUCAGAGGGGUUCAAGAGGACAAAUGGAUGACAGCUAUGUGGGCUGCUCACUCCACAUGGAGCCCUAACAGAGAGUUUCUCUGGAAGUUACAGAGGUAAUAUUAAUAAUAUAAACAAGCAUGCACUAAGGACAUUAGCUAACAGUUGAGCGUUAUUAUUAUAAAACUCAUCAUUGCCUGUGUAAACAUGAAGAAAGGUGUUAACAGCUGUGAAUGGUAGAGGUGUAAGCUCUCUUUAGCUCUCUUGUGCUGUGGUACUUGUUAACUGUGCAGAAGUUCAUAUAAAGACAUUAAGUAUGACAUAAAGAGUCAUUUUAUUUUGCUUCUCUUCAACAUGCUUUCCUGCCAGUUUGUUAAGCCAAUUAC
Molecule: messenger RNA, 3094 nt
Organism: Carassius auratus (goldfish)
Lineage: Eukaryota; Metazoa; Chordata; Actinopteri; Cypriniformes; Cyprinidae
Product: protein Wnt-2b-A
Exons: 5
Coding region: 990-2180 (396 amino acids)
Biological process (GO): neuron differentiation; cell fate commitment; canonical Wnt signaling pathway
Cellular component (GO): extracellular region
Molecular function (GO): cytokine activity; frizzled binding
Source: RefSeq, a predicted model, not a curated record